Messenger RNA from Lampris incognitus (smalleye Pacific opah), 1230 nucleotides. It is a transcript of the gene lrrc75ba, whose product is annotated as leucine rich repeat containing 75Ba. NCBI's taxonomy places the organism in Eukaryota, Metazoa, Chordata, Actinopteri, Lampriformes, Lampridae. The transcript is spliced from 4 exons. The coding region runs from base 1 to 1131 and encodes 376 amino acids. The record is from RefSeq and is a predicted model, not a curated record.
AUGGGUUCUAGACUGAGCAGGCAGAGUAGUCUUGAUAAUGAGAAUUUCUCCAAAAAGCGACGCAACCACCUAGAUAGCACAGGGGAGAGCGACAGGGGCAGCCGGGGCGGCGGGGACUUUCUGUUUGCACUGAUGCUGAAAUCAGACAAACUGCCCGGGAUGCUGCGGAAAGCCAACCACAGCCCAUACAUCCGACGGGUUACGUGGAUCAAGGAGAUACAGAAGCUACUUCGUGAUCGCAGGAUAGAGCAGGCUACCGACGUGCUCAGAUUAUUAAGGAAGGAUCUGGGUUUGGAAGGCACCUCGCUCAAUGACAUCCUAUACAAAAAUGCUGCCUUCCUCAACCUGGUGGACCCCAUCUCCCAUGAGCUGCUGCUCAGCCUGGCACGAGAGAUGCAAUGUCCCAAGAAGGAUACAGACACCAUCAAAUCAUCAGAUAAGAUUUGCAGACAGCUCAUCUACCACCUGACUCCACACUCCAAGUGGCUGAGGCAGAGCAUGUCCAGACGGAAGUCCCAAGCCUGUCUCAAGACAACCCUACAAAGAAAGCUCUCCAGUGACACGGUUGACCUGUCCAGCAUCCCGCUGUCCAGCCGAGAUGUCCGUCAGGUGGCCUUCUAUCUCCAGAACAACGGGGACAGCAUAGUGGCAGUGGAUAUCAGUUUCACCGAGCUGCAUGAUGACAACCUGAGGCUCCUUCUGCCCCUCCUCGGCUCACUGCCUAAACUCAGCACCCUGGCACUCAAUGGCAAUCGCCUCACCCUGGCCAUUGUCAAAGACCUCACAGAGAUGCUAAAAGACCCCAAGACAUUCUCCAGCCUGGCCUGGAUAGAUCUUGGCAACAAUGUGGAUAUUUUCACCAUGCCUCAGCCACUUUUAGUCGCCCUGCGUCGCCGCUGUAGCCUGAAGAGCAGUCUGCCUACCAUCUACGAGUACACCGAGGGGCAGCCGUACUGCUACCGCAUGGAGACCUCCAUCGAGGAACCAAGCCACUACGAGGAGGAAGAAGAGGAGGAGGAGGAAGGGGAAGACGAUGAGGAUGAAAUGGGCAACAAGCAUGUGUUAGAGCCCUGGGGAUUGGGGGGAAAGCGGCUUUCCAAAGACUUCACCCUUCACUACUGUGAGAGGUGAUUUAGGCAUUUCUCCUCUAAAGUUGACCCAGCCAGGGUUGAAGUGUUGUCCUGCAGCUCUCUCUGUUACUUCCUUUGCCCUCUUGGCCUCUCACCAUGA